GGCUCAUCUAGGUGGUUGGUAUUUUGCGAGUCUUCAAGUCUUCAGCUUUGUUUUAGUCAAGAUGAGUGAUAAGCCAGACUUGUCAGAAGUGGAGAAGUUUGACAGGUCAAAAUUGAAGAAAACUAAUACUGAAGAAAAAAAUACUCUUCCCUCUAAGGAAACUAUCCAGCAGGAGAAAGAGGGCGCUAAAACAUCGUAAAAUGGAAAUCUCUUCCCAAGAGCAAAUUUCAGUAUUGCCUGAGAGUCUUGGUUUUAGGCUUGUUUUUUGUAGUAAACCUAUGUGUUUGUAGAGAUGUUAGGCAUCUUGUGAUGUUUUCUUACCUGUCUUCCCUGGCUAAGAGGUCAAAGAUUGCCAAUUUCCUUUAAGUUUGCUUUUAAACUGCCUAUCAAUGUGUAAAUUUUAGGUAGCCAGUGCUUUCAGUAAUCUCACCAUUGAUGACUUUCAUGUGUAUAGUCCUUGUACCUCAUAUAGGAUAAGCCAAUUUUAACCUUCUGUAUUGCUUCAUAAUAUUCAUGAA
Molecule: messenger RNA, 518 nt
Organism: Nycticebus coucang (slow loris)
Lineage: Eukaryota; Metazoa; Chordata; Mammalia; Primates; Lorisidae
Product: thymosin beta-15A
Exons: 1
Coding region: 62-199 (45 amino acids)
Biological process (GO): actin filament organization; regulation of cell migration
Cellular component (GO): cytoplasm
Molecular function (GO): actin monomer binding
Source: RefSeq, a predicted model, not a curated record